Nicotiana tabacum (common tobacco) is the source of this 1389-nucleotide messenger RNA. Its product is annotated as phenylalanine N-monooxygenase CYP79D16-like. The record is from RefSeq and is a predicted model, not a curated record. Gene Ontology annotation, molecular function: oxidoreductase activity, acting on paired donors, with incorporation or reduction of molecular oxygen; monooxygenase activity; heme binding. NCBI's taxonomy places the organism in Eukaryota, Viridiplantae, Streptophyta, Magnoliopsida, Solanales, Solanaceae.
AUGGAGGAAAUGGAAACUGAAAUUGCUUGCAUUCGUCUUGGGAGUACCCAUGUCAUUGCUGUUACUUCUCCUGAGCUUGCUUGCCACUUCUUAAAGGAGCAAGACUCUCUUUUCUCGUCGAGGCGUAUUUGCAUGUCUGCCACCCUCAUUAGCAAUGGCUACUUGACCUCAGUUUUUCUCCCUAUGGGUGAUCAAUGGAUGAAAAUGAGAAGAUUUCUUGCUUCCCAUGUCCUCUUACAAUCAUCUCAUCUAUGGCUUCGUCAUAAAAGGGAUGAAGAAGCUGACCACCUUCUUCGAUUUGUAUAUAAUCAAUAUUGCAGUAGCAACGAACCUGUUACUAUUAACUUGAGGAAAGUGACCAGAUAUUACUGUGCAAAUGUUGUUAAGAAUAUGAUUUUCAGCAAGAGAUUACUAGGAAAAAGAAUAAUGAAAAAAAAUGAAGGACCAAGUGUAGAAGAAGAAGCCGAAGAGCAAGUUGAAGCAGUCUUCACGCUUCUUGAUUAUCUCUAUUCUCUUAGUAUUUCAGAAUAUUUGCCAUGGUUAAGUGGAUUUGAUUUAGAUGGUCACAAGGCAAUUAUCAAGAAAGCCUAUGCCAAAGCAACAAAACUGAUUGAUCAUGAAAUUGAUCAGAGGCUUCAAAUUUGGAAAGAUAGCAACAAAGCUCAUGUGAAAGAAGACAUCCUUGAUGUUCUCAUCAGGCUCAAAGAUACCAAUGGAAAUCCAUUGAUGAGUGUUAAAGAGAUUAAGGCGCAAGUCCUUGAACUCAUGCUUGCAACGGUAGAUAAUCCCUCAAAUGCAGUUGAAUGUGCAAUCAAAGAAAUGUUGAACAAACCACAGAUAAUGCAAAGGGCCUUAGAAGAGAUUGACACUGUCGUUGGGAGAAAUAGAUUGGUUCAAGAAUCUGACUUGCCACAGCUAAAUUAUGUCAAAGCUUGCCUUAGAGAGGCCUUUCGACUCCACCCCUUGAUGCCUUUUAACGUGCCUCAUGUGUCUGUUUCUGAUACUAUUGUGGGUGAAUACUUCAUUCACAAAGGGAGUGUAGUGCUAUUAAGUCGUCUUGGACUUGGUCGAAAUCCUAGGGUUUGGGAGGAUCCCAUGAAGUUCAAGCCAGAGCACCAUCUCAAGGAGGAAGGUGGUGAAGUAGUUCUCAAUGAUUCAGAGUUACACUUGUUUUCAUUUAGUAUUGGACGACGAGGUUGUCCUGGUGUGAAACUUGGUUCUACAAUUACUACCAUGUUACUUGCUAGGCUACUUCAAGGAUUUAAUUGGAACUUACCACCAAACUCUCCGGGCAAUGACUUCAUUGAGAAAUCGGGACGUAAUCUCUCGUGUACCGUGCCAUUUUUUGCUCAAGCAAAACCUCGAUUAUCGGAGGGCAUGUACUCUUAA